This is a messenger RNA of Atta colombica, 2237 nucleotides long. Its product is annotated as bleomycin hydrolase. The transcript has 4 exons. Gene Ontology annotation, biological process: response to toxic substance; L-homocysteine catabolic process; proteolysis. Gene Ontology annotation, molecular function: cysteine-type aminopeptidase activity. The record is from RefSeq and is a predicted model, not a curated record. Bases 178 to 1542 code for a protein of 454 amino acids. Lineage: Eukaryota; Metazoa; Arthropoda; Insecta; Hymenoptera; Formicidae. Gene Ontology annotation, cellular component: cytoplasm.
CGAGAUAGAGCGAGAUAGAUCUUGCUUUGUCUAUCGAUCACGGGAUAAAAGCGAGGUGCGCCGUUUCCAUAAACGCAGCCUGAAGCUCGAACGCAGUUGGAGGCGUUGGAGCCACAACGCGAUCAUUGACUUGGCUGUUUUUGGCGUCGCCUGGGUUUGCUUGCCGCAUCCGUUACGAUGGUUGUUUGUCCAUUAACUCCCGAGAUUCUUGAUCAGCUACGUGUAAAGUUUUAUGCCGAUAGUCGCAACGUAUUGGCACAGAAUGUCUGUACGAAAACGAAUCCUAUCGAGGCUUGUGCUUCGAGAAAGAUUCUAGAGGAGACCCACCAUGUCUUCACUCAUAAGAUUGAGACUGAAGGCAAGCCUGUAACUAAUCAGAAGAACUCUGGAAGAUGUUGGCUGUUUGCCAUCUUAAACGUCAUGAGAACUAGCUUCAUGAAACAGCAUAAUCUAGACGAGUUUGAGUUUAGUCAAGCUUACCUAUUUUUCUGGGAUAAGGUAGAACGUUGCAAUUACUUCCUGCACAAUAUCGUAAACACUGCGAAGCGCGGCGAGGCGGUCGAGGGCCGUUUAGUCAACUUCCUGUUGACCGAUCCUACCUGCGAUGGUGGCCAAUGGGACAUGAUUGUGAAUCUGAUAACUAGACACGGUGUCGUGCCGAAAACGUGUUUCCCGGAAUCAUACAGCUGCGAAUCCAGCGUUCGUAUGAAUAGCCUACUGAAAAGCAAACUAAGAGAAUAUGCCAAGGCUCUGCGAGACAUGAUCGACAAUGGUGCGUCUGAUGACGAAUUGAAGACACGAAUAAAUGAGCAGAUGAUGGUGAUCUAUCGAAUAAUCGGCAUCUGUUUGGGUGUACCUUCUGAGAAGAUUACAUGGGAAUAUUACGACAAGUCGAAGAAUUACAACUGCGUGGGCCCGAUCACGCCACUAGAGUUUUACGAGAAUUGCGUGAAACCGUAUUACAAUGUGAACGAUAAAGUAUGCCUGGUAACCGAUCCACGACCGGGCAAUCCUUAUGGGAAACUCUAUACUGUAGAUUGCCUGGGAAAUGUCGUGAGUGGGAAAACUACUCGCUACAAUAAUCAGCCAGUAGAAUUAUUGAUGAAACUGUGCGCCGAGAGUAUCAAAGAUAAUGAGCCUGUUUGGUUCGGUUGUGAUGUUAACAAAAGAUUAAUAGAUAAACAUGGUAUUCACGAUAUAAACACUUACAAUUUCGAACUAAUGUUCGGCACCGACAUUCACCUCGGGCUUUCUAAAGCCGACAGAUUGCUCUAUGGAGAUUCUAUGAUGGUACACGCAAUGGCAUUUACGGCUGUUUCAAUAGAUAGAGAAGGUAAAAUAAAGAAGUUCCGGAUAGAGAAUUCAUGGGGUGAGGAUCAUGGUCAAAAGGGUUACCAGGUUGUGACAACCGAGUGGUUUGCUAAUUUUGUCUUUGAGGCGGUCGUAGAUAAAAAAUACGUACCUGCGGACGUGAUGGCUGUAUUCAAUCAGGAGCCAAUCGUUUUACCCGCUUGGGAUCCUAUGGGCACGCUCGCUCAUUGAUGUUAAAGUGAUUUAACUAAAUGCGAUGGCAAGCCGUUUUAUUUUACAAACACAAAACAUUUCAAGUAUAACUCGAGAAAACGAAAUAUUUAAUAAAAAUUCCGGGGGCAGUGAUUGUACAAAUAUACCAAUAUUUUAUAUCUUAUACAAGAGAAUGCAGCAGUAUUGAUAAGUGGCUUUGUAUUAAGUCCAUUUUGUUUAUUACAGUAUACGAGGGCAACGUUUAGUUAAAUCAUCAAGACUGAAUACAUGAGUUACCAUAUUUGAAAUCACGAAAUAAAUAUCGUUUAACGCGUGCGUUAAAAAACAGUUUCCGAUAAAAACGGAAGUAUAUUACGUUGCAUCGCAUACUUUAUCUGUAGGCAAUAAUAUAUCUGUUUUUAACAUAAUUUACCAUUAUGAAUAAUUAAAUGUUGUUUCAGUACUUCGUUUUUAACAUGCGUGAAAAACUAUAUCUCUUAUAAACAAAAAUAGACUGCAAAUAAUUUCCCAUCAUAUUACAUACCUGCGAUUUAAUAAAUUUUUUAUCAUUUAAAUGCAGUAUUGUAUGAUAUAGUAGAAGCGCUCGUAUUUCUGUGCAUGUUAAUUUUAAAAAUUCGCACAUGUACACAUUAUAUAAUAAAGCAAUAGAAAGAAAUAAUAUAGAUAGAUAUGUAAAAUUUAAUAAAAACUUGCCGAUAUAAUUAAAAAUUUUU